AGCUCCGUAACCACGAUCUGUCAGUCCGGUCGGUAACGUGGUAACGGUUCGGUGUAAAUUCCCGUGUGUUCCCGUCAGUCAAAUCGGUGCGUGUGGCUCAGUUUUUUUCAGCGUCAGUGCAAAUCAGUGCCCCAACGAAGCCCAAAGUCAAAGAAGUAAAAUUCCAGCGUCGAAACGAUCCCCUCGUUUGCUUCGUUCCCGUUCCGUCCGCAAGAGGCCGCAGAGCACCGUGACGUCACCAGAAGCGAUCAGUCAGACCAAUAUGUCGGCGUGUUGGUGGAACAAGUGAUAGUUAUUGUGUGUGAAAUUCCAACAAACGGGCAUCCAAAUUGCUGAACCGACCGCGAAAAGACUUUUAAAAUUGUUAUAAAAAUGGCGUCGCAUUGCAUCGGCAAGACGGAGUUCAUAGUUGGUGGCAAGUAUCGCUUAAUUCGGAAAAUCGGCAGUGGCUCCUUCGGGGACAUCUACCUGGGCAUCAACAUCACGAACGGAGAGGAAGUGGCAGUUAAACUCGAAUCUAUUAGAGCAAGACAUCCACAACUUCUGUAUGAAAGUAAAUUAUACAAAAUUCUACAUGGUGGCAUAGGAAUACCACAUAUCAGAUAUUACGGCCAAGAGAAAGAACACAACGUCCUCGUGAUGGAUCUCCUCGGCCCGUCGCUCGAAGACCUCUUCAACUUCUGUUCCCGCCGUUUCACGAUCAAAACCGUUCUGAUGUUGGCCGAUCAGAUGAUCGGUCGUAUCGAAUACGUCCAUUGCAAGUCUUUCAUCCACCGCGACAUAAAACCCGACAAUUUCCUGAUGGGAAUCGGACGUCAUUGCAACAAACUCUUCCUGAUUGACUUUGGUCUGGCGAAGAAGUUCAGGGACGCGAGAACCAGAAUGCACAUCGGCUAUCGCGAAGAUAAGAAUCUAACGGGAACGGCGCGAUACGCCUCGAUCAACGCCCAUCUGGGCAUCGAACAGUCGAGACGUGACGACAUGGAGUCGCUGGGCUACGUACUGAUGUAUUUCAACAGAGGAUGUCUGCCGUGGCAGGGCCUGAAAGCGGCGACGAAGAAACAGAAAUACGAAAAGAUCAGCGAAAAGAAGAUGUCCACGCCGGUGGAGGUUCUAUGCAAGGGUUUCCCGGCGGAGUUCUCCAUGUACCUCAACUACUGUCGCGGUCUUCGUUUCGAAGAAGCCCCCGAUUAUAUGUACCUAAGACAAUUGUUUCGUAUUCUGUUCCGCACGUUGAACCAUCAGUACGACUACACGUUCGACUGGACCAUGCUGAAACAGAAAGCGGCAGCUACAGGUGGCACGGUGGCCGAAACGUCGGCCCAACCACAGACAUCGCGGGUCGUUAUAUCUCAACAAACAGCGAACCGUGACAAAAAAGAUGACGAAAAGAACAAGCAGAAUUCUGCUAAAGGUCAGCCAGUUGUCACGAAGCUUCUAUAAAGGAUCAACGCUCUCUUAAAAAGCACUGCAACCGUUAACACGCCCCCACCACCGACUGGGUCUAACCGACUUCGCAAAUAGUUGGUCACAAAAAAAUGCAAAAAUUCAAAAAAAUUGAGGUUGUCUUGAUGGAGACGCUGACAAUUUUAUAUAAAACAAAAAUUAAACUUUUAUUGUAAGUGAG
Molecule: messenger RNA, 1627 nt
Organism: Zophobas morio
Lineage: Eukaryota; Metazoa; Arthropoda; Insecta; Coleoptera; Tenebrionidae
Product: casein kinase I
Exons: 7
Coding region: 373-1443 (356 amino acids)
Biological process (GO): negative regulation of canonical Wnt signaling pathway; signal transduction; peptidyl-serine phosphorylation
Cellular component (GO): cytoplasm; nucleus
Molecular function (GO): protein serine/threonine kinase activity; ATP binding
Source: RefSeq, a predicted model, not a curated record